Aspergillus aculeatus ATCC 16872 is the source of this 1131-nucleotide messenger RNA. RefSeq names its product tyrosine--tRNA ligase TYS1. The record is from RefSeq and is a predicted model, not a curated record. The coding region runs from base 1 to 1131 and encodes 376 amino acids. Gene Ontology annotation, biological process: tyrosyl-tRNA aminoacylation. NCBI's taxonomy places the organism in Eukaryota, Fungi, Ascomycota, Eurotiomycetes, Eurotiales, Aspergillaceae. The transcript has 5 exons. Gene Ontology annotation, molecular function: tyrosine-tRNA ligase activity; ATP binding.
AUGGACUCCGCAGCGCAGGCACGUUUUGAUCUUAUCCGCGAGAACCUCGCCGAGGUUCUGAACCCCGAGAUUCUCGAGGGUAUCCUGGCCGAGGGCCGCCAUCCCCGCAUCUACUGGGGAACGGCCACCACCGGCAGACCCCACGUCGGCUACUUCCUCGCUGCCCUCAAGAUCGCUCAAUUGCUUCGUGCCCAAUGCGACGUCGUCGUCCUGCUCGCCGACAUCCACGGUUUCCUCGACAACCUGAAGGCGCCUCUGGAGCUGGUGGACAACCGCGCCCAGUACUACCGCAAGGUCAUCACCGCCAUCCUUGAGUCCGUCGGCGUGUCGACCGAGAAGCUCGAGUUUGUGCUCGGCAGCUCCUACCAGAAGUCCCCCGAAUAUGUCAUGGACGUCUACCGCCUGUCGAGUUUGAUCUCCGAGUCAGAUGCCAAGAAGGCCGGUGCGGAGGUCGUCAAGCAGACCGACAAUGCCCCUCUGAGUGGUCUGCUCUACCCCGUGCUCCAGGUUCUGGAUGAGGAGCACCUGAAGGUGGAUUGCCAGCUGGGUGGUAUGGAUCAGCGCAAACUUUUCGCUGCUGCCGUGGAGUGGCUGCCCAAGCUUGGUUACCGCAAGCGCGCACAUCUCAUCAAUCCCAUGAUUAGCGGAUUGAAGGGUGCCAAGAUGAGUUCCAGUAUUGAAGACAGCAAGAUCGAUCUUCUCGACUCGGCCGACAGCAUCACCAAGAAGAUCAAGAAGGCCGAAUCCGCCCCCAAGGUCGUCGAAGGCAACGGUGUCAUCGCCCUCGUGGAGUACGUUCUCCUGCCCGCCGCCGACCUCAAGGGCAAGAAGGAGUUCCGCGUUGAGCGCAAGGACCAGGAGCCCCUGAUCUACACCGACAUUAAGCAGCUCGAGGAGGAUUACAAGAACGAUGUUUUGACGCCACAAAUGCUCAAGCCCGCCGUCGCGGACGGUCUCAUCAACCUCAUGGCUCCCAUCCAGGCGGCCUACCAAGCCUCCACCGAGUGGCAGGAGAUCACCGCCAAGGCCUACCCGCCUCCCGUAGUCGAGAAGAAGCAGAAGAAGGUCAAGAACAAGGGCACCCGCCACCCCGGUGCUGCCGCUGAGCCGGAGAAGCCGGCCACGGAGUAG